UUUGGGUUUGACAUGACAACCGCAAUUCAAAGAAAAUAACCUUUUUUCCUCAUUUCAAUUUUUCUGAGAACAUAAAUCAAACCUAUUUAUUUUCAAUGUUUUCAUACUUUUUUUUCACAGGUUUUGAAGCAAAUUUUUAAUGACACAAUUCAAAGAAGACGUCUCUAUUUAUAAAAUAAUCUCAAUUUUGGGAGGAUGUUUUCAAAACAGAGCAAUAGUAAAUUUAGCAAAACAUACCCCAUCUGAUCGGAUGUUAGUUGUGAAACGUUAUCAGCUGGAAAAAAUUCGUGAUAGUAAUUGCUUAGACUUAGUAGAGAGGGAAAUUAUUCUAACACGUCAAUUGCAACAUCCAAAUAUUAUUAGUCUUCAUACAGCUUUUGUUUACGGACCUGAAAUAUUUGUGAUAAGUCCCUUACAAGCUUAUGGUUCCUGCAAGUCUUUAUUGAAUUCAAAUUUCAACGAAGGUUUACCAGAGUUAGCUGUAAUUUUGAUAUUACGAGAUGUAACUGAAGGUCUAAAUUAUCUUCACAAGACUGGAUAUAUACAUAGAGCCAUACGAGCUAGUCAUAUUCUUAUAUCUGCCAAAGGAAAAGCAUGCUUGAGUGGGCUACGCUAUGCCUGUUCUAUCGUAAAUAAUGGGAAAUGGCAGAAAGCUAUACAUUCAUUUCCAUUAACCACUCAGUCGAAUCUCAAUUGGUUGAGUCCUGAGUUAUUAGAACAAAAUUUGAAAGGUUACAAUGAAAAAUCUGAUAUCUAUAGUUUGGGAAUGGUGUGCUGUGAAUUGGCAAAUGGUAGAGAACCAUUUGCAGAAUAUGAUUCUACACUCAUGCUUGUAGAAAAAGUCAGAGGUUGUGCCCCUAGUUUGUUAGAUCGCAGCACUCUCUUUUCCAAUAGUGAAGAUCGUGAGUGUCAAGGUGAUUGUGAUGUUCCAGUAAGCUGGUCUAAAAGACGAUUCAAUUCAUAUCUUCAUGAAUUCUGCUAUAUUUGUUUAGAGAGGGAAUCGUCAAUCAGACCAACUGCUGCUCAAUUAUUAUCUCAUCCUGUUUUUAAAUUGAUAAAGAAAGGACCGUCUUUACCUGAAUUAUUGAAACCUGCUCUACCUUUAAGUGACAAGGUAGCAUUCAAUGGAGAAGAAGUCGCCAACAUGGACCAAAUAGAGAAAUUUGCUGAUAUGGACAUGUCUCUGUAUGAUUGGGAUUUCUCUAUGAAUCAGAAUGAUUGAGGUUACAAAUAAUGAUCUCUCAAGACAUCACUAGUUUUGAAAUUGAUGAUAAUGAAACUUAAGAGAUACACAUUUUUGAGAUAAAAACUUUAUUGUGAAAUUGUUGUAAAUAAAAUAAAAAAUGUUCAAUAUUA
Molecule: messenger RNA, 1356 nt
Organism: Harmonia axyridis
Lineage: Eukaryota; Metazoa; Arthropoda; Insecta; Coleoptera; Coccinellidae
Gene: Stlk
Product: STE20-related kinase adapter protein alpha
Exons: 7
Coding region: 140-1222 (360 amino acids)
Biological process (GO): protein phosphorylation
Molecular function (GO): protein serine/threonine kinase activator activity; protein kinase activity; ATP binding
Source: RefSeq, a predicted model, not a curated record